Messenger RNA from Aspergillus mulundensis, 1119 nucleotides. RefSeq names its product putative integral membrane protein. Lineage: Eukaryota; Fungi; Ascomycota; Eurotiomycetes; Eurotiales; Aspergillaceae. Bases 1 to 1119 code for a protein of 372 amino acids. The transcript is spliced from 6 exons. The record is from RefSeq and is a predicted model, not a curated record.
AUGUUUCCACUCGAGGGUCGCAGCUUGUCCAUCUUCGUUGUUACACUCAUCUUUCUGAUACUCUCGUUCCUCUCCGUCGCCCUACGAUGUUUCGUCCGGCUAAGAUUAGUGAGGGCAUUUGGCUGGGAUGACUCCCUGAUGGUUCUUGCCAUGGCGUUGAAUAUUUUGUUUGCGCUAUGCGGAAUGAUCGGUGCGCGGUAUGGCUUGGGUCGAAAGAUGAAGGAUUUCCUAGAAUUGCCAGACUAUGCACAUGAGUUUGAGACUGCGCUUUUUUGGUGGUGGCUUGGCCAAACGAGCUAUGUUAUCACAUGCGUGGCUGCCAAGGUCUCCAUCGCUCUAGCACUCCUUCGUCUUACAGUCACUAAAGCUCAUAAAAUCAUCCUAUGGGGUGUAAUUGGGGUUUCUAUAGUGGUCGGACUCGUGUUUUGGCUCAUGCUCAUGCUGCAGUGCAAACCUGUGGAUUAUUUUUGGCACCGGCUUACUUCCACGGGGACCUGCUUGAACACCGACCAUAUCCUCAACAUCGCCUACGUGUACAGUGUGAUCGCGACCAUCUGUGAUUUUAUCCUGGGUCUCCUGCCUAUUGCGUUGGUAUGGAAACUGCACAUGAACCAAACAACCAAAGCUGCGCUUGCUGGGAUUCUGAGUAUGGGAUGCGUUGCCAGCGCUGCUGUUAUAGUCCGAAUCCCAUACCUUCACUAUUACAAAGACAAAGAUUUCUUAUACGCCACAACGAACAUCUCCAUUUGGUCGAACGUCGAAGCCGGACUUGGAAUAACUGCAGGCAGCCUCGUAACCCUUCGUCCGCUUUUGCGCUGGUUCCGUGGCGAAACAAGUUACGUGAAUUCAAAGAGCAGGACGUGGUAUGGAGGGACCGGAAGUAUGCCUUUGUCGAGCAUGAACGGGGCACGGCAAUCCCGACAAGAUCAGCCAGGGAGGCAUUGGCGGCCUGAUAUUGAAUCUCAAAACAGCCAUGGGGUUGUUACCACUGUUCAUGGAAGCCCAAACAGCAGUCGGGAGAACCUCAAUCCCAAUCAGAACUCACUGGCUGGGGUCAAUGUACAGAAGUCGUUCCUGGUGACCACUACUAGGAUUAUACUCAUUGCAAUAUGCGAAUAA